Penaeus monodon (black tiger shrimp) is the source of this 1571-nucleotide messenger RNA. RefSeq names its product proton-coupled folate transporter-like. Gene Ontology annotation, biological process: transmembrane transport. NCBI's taxonomy places the organism in Eukaryota, Metazoa, Arthropoda, Malacostraca, Decapoda, Penaeidae. Gene Ontology annotation, molecular function: transmembrane transporter activity. The record is from RefSeq and is a predicted model, not a curated record. Gene Ontology annotation, cellular component: membrane.
GGGAGGAGGGGGAGAGGGGUAGGGGGAGGGGGAAAGGGCGUAGUUUUUCUUUCUUCUUUUUUUCUUUAAGGUACGUGUGCUGCAACCUUUUGAGAGUAGUUGCAAGCGGGCGACCCUCGAGAGCGUGACGUCACAGGCCUGGCCCCGCCUCUUUUCGCGGCCAGGAAGGAGCGUGCCAGCCACGGCGCUGUCAUUCGGGCCUCGACGGUGGCCGUGUGAUGGUGGCGUAAGGGAGCGCUUGAGAGAGCAAGAGGAAGAGGAAGAGAGUGAUAAAAGGAGAGGACUGCGAGAAGAGAAACGCGGGGAUACAGAGACUCGUUCGCUCGGGACAUUAAAUACAGAUAAAAUUAGAUUAUUUGGGGCAAAGGAAGAAAAAGGGAAAUAAAAAUAAGGGGGGGCAGUUGUUCGCAUUGGGUCGCCUCUUUGGCAUGGCACCCGGUGCUGUGAUUUCGGAAACCACGAUGGUAUCGCUACAUUUUAGAUAGAUUAGUACCUUUUGUAGUUUGGAACAUUCACUUAUCCCUGUUGAACUCAGUGCCUCGAAGUCUUCUUUCACACGAGAGCCCCGUGCUGGAGACAAUGGCGGAGGCGCCCGAGAGAACCAAGUGGCAGAUCCUGCUGGCGGCGCUGCGCAGUAUUUCGGUGGAGCCCGUGAUGCUGCUGGACGGAGUGGCCUACUCCAACAUGGUAGUGCUGGUGGAGAACCUGCAGAUGGACAAGGUGUGCCGCGUGAACCUCAACCACUCGGCCGAAGUCUGCGGCAACUUGUCGGAGCACAAGGCGGUGCGCGACGAGAUGACGCGCGAGGUCAGCGUGUUCGCCAUGUACAACGGCAUCAUCACCUCCAUCAUCCCGCUGUUCUUCAUCCUGUUCAUGGGCGCCUGGAGCGACAAGUACGGCCGCAAGACGCCGCUCCUCGUGGCCACGCUGGGCCAUCUGCUCUACGCUCUCGGCUACCUCGUCAACUCGGCCGUGGAGGCGUGGCCCGUCGAGUACCUGCUCUUCGUGGCCCUGCUCGACUCGCUGGGCGGAGGCACCGUGUCCUUCCUGACGGCGGCCAACUCCUACAUGAGCGACGUGACCACAGAGGAGGCCAGGACCUCCCGCCUCGGCCUGGCCAACAGCAUCUGGUUCCUGGGCGGCCCUAUCGGCACCUUCAUCGGCACCUACAUCUACAAGGCGGGCGGCUACCAGGUGCUCUUCGGAACCUCGCUGUCCAUGUACCUGGUCUCGUGCGCCUACAUCAUCUUCCUGCUGCCGGAGAGCCACGGGCCCUUCGCCAACGUCAAGAAGCUCGAGAAGAUCCUGGAGCCGAAGCAGUCGCUGCGCCUGCGAGAGAGCAUCGUGUGGGUGUACGGCAUCGAGAAGGACAAGAAGCGGGACCUGAUGCACACCGAGAGCGUGAGGGAGCGGGCCAGGAAGAUCUCCCUGGUGCAGAUGGUCAAGGACUUCUUCAACCCCCGCCGCUUCGUCGACAGCUUCAGGUGCACCCUCAAGAAGCGGGAGGGCCACGUUAGGAUCUACAUUCUGCUCCUCAUCUUCAGCAAUCUCCUGCGCAAGCUCGGUCGAGG